AUGCUGGAAAAGCGAAUCAAAGCCUUCGGACUGGAUGGCAGACUGGGGAAUUACCCGGCAAAGGCGACUAUCCGGACCAGAGAGGGGACGACCCCCAUCGCCAAGCCCAUGCGAGGAGCGUCCCCGGCGAAGAAGGAGGUUAUGGACCAACAAAUAAACACCUGGUUCGCACAGGGCGUUAUCGAGCCCUCCGCCAGCCCCUGGAGCGCUCCGGUGGUGAUCGCGUACCGCAACGGUAAGGCGCGCUUU
Messenger RNA from Schizophyllum commune H4-8, 249 nucleotides. RefSeq lists its product as uncharacterized. The annotation marks the transcript as partial. NCBI's taxonomy places the organism in Eukaryota, Fungi, Basidiomycota, Agaricomycetes, Agaricales, Schizophyllaceae. The transcript has a single exon. The record is from RefSeq and is a predicted model, not a curated record.